ACCGUAGUUAUUUUUGCGUCGGACCGCGGGCACAACGCUGCAAAAUCAGACUCCUGUAGUUUGUAGUUCACACAUUCUUCAAGUUUUUCUUUAGAAGACGAAAAUAAAUUGAGGUAGUUGAAGUUGUAAUGGUGUUAAACACUACUGCGUGAGGCCGUUUAAUGUCCUGUACUUUGGCUUGACUUUAAAAAAAGACUCUUAAACACAACAUAUUAAGCGGAAAACAGCCUCUCUGUGGCCGCUUGUUCGAAUGUCCUGCACGCUGGUUGGCGCCUCUGGAGCUCGGAUCCCCCUGGAAGAUGGACGGGCUGUGAUUCUGGGCCGGGGUCCGGACACUGGUGUCACAGAUAAGAAGUGCUCCAGACAUCAGGUGAAGGUGGUGGCUUGCUUUGCAGACCAGGAUGUUGUUGUUACACAGCUGGGUCCCAACCCCAGUUCCCUGGAUGGUGAGAAGCUGGGCCGGGGUCAGUCUGGUAAACUCAGCCACGGAGGUACUCUCUACCUAGUUAACCAGAGCCACCCAUUCACACUGAACUACUCUCUGAGCUCCAAUGGGAUCACCUCCAGCACGGCACAGAGAGGGCUGAAAGCAGCAGAUAAGACAAAAGGAGGGACGAGUUCAAAAGAAAAAGAGGCACAGUCCAGUCCCACACCCAAACGCAACAUAAAGGAUUUCUUCCCCAGCUCUCCCAUGAAGUCAUCUAAAAGGCAACUGAGCCCAAAGAAAGAGCAACCUGAGGUGAAGCGCCAAAGAAUAGAGGAGGAAGCUUCUGAUUGGCAGAUGAAAGAGGAGGAGGAGGAGGAUGAGGAGGAGAGACUGGCUGGCGAACGGCUUAAGUACCUUCAGGAAUUUGCCAAAAAGUCCCUGACAGAGGAGAGCAGCAGCAACCAGCCGUCAUCGUCUUCAAAACCAAUUCUAAAGAGCAGCUGGCAGCAGUUUGGCAGCUUAAUGGUUUACACAGCUGCUGGUGUCAAAGGGAGCGACAAGAUUAACCUUCGCAUUAACUCAAUCACAUACAAGCUGCACAAACAUGCACACACAGCGUGUGACUUACAUCUGUGCUCAGAUGCCGCAGGAAGACCAGAAAACUGGGCUCCAGGGAAGAAGAAAAAGGACUUCUCCUGCAGUGAUCGCUUGUUUGCUCUGAACCUCGGAUUGCAGUUCUACACCCCAGAGGAGUACUUUUUGGGUUGGAAGCGUGCCCCCUACAGCCUGCCUGAAUUUAACCCUUCUAAGCUCGACUCUGCUGCCAGGCUGUACGACCCACCGUCCGCCUCCCUCACCUCCGGUGACACCGAAGUCAUUGUUGCCGUGGGAUUCCCAGCAUCGGGUAAAUCCACCUUCUUCCACACCCACGUUAUUCCAAAGGGCUACGUUUAUGUCAACAGGGACACACUCGGUUCGUGGCAAAACUGCGUGUCGGCAUGUGAGCGCGCUCUGAAGGAGGGCCACAGCGUCGCCGUAGACAACACAAAUCCAGACCCAGAGUCUCGCAAACGCUAUGUGGAUGUGGCCAAAGCAGCAGGUGUUCCUUGUCGCUGCUUUCACUUCUCUGCCACUCUGGAGCAGGCCAAACACAACAACAGGUUCCGUGAGAUGGCUCCGUCAGACAGCAAACACGCCAAGGUCAAUGACAUGGUUUUCCACAGCUAUAAGAAACAUUUCCAGGCUCCUGCUCUCUCCGAGGGAUUCUCCGAGAUCCUCCAAAUCCAUUUUGUUCCAAGCUUCAAAGACGAGCAAUCAGAAACUCUGUUCAGACAGUUUUCUGAGGGCUGACUGGACACCUUUUACUUUUCUGACAAAGAAAAAACACAAAUGGUACCCAGUAACAUCAGCAGACAUCCACAUUUAUUUCAGUCCAGUGUUUUAAGAUCUCUAGCCACAAAGUCCAACUCCAAAAUCAGAGACGUUAUUAAAACGGUGUUUUAACAAAGGCCAGUUGAACAUCUAUAUGAAUGAACAUAACAGUAGUUUGAUGCGUCACGUAGUAUGUAUGUUGUGUAAUUUUACUGCACGGCUUGAAUAUGUCAAUAAAGCUUUAGAAAAUCUA
Messenger RNA from Neolamprologus brichardi, 2051 nucleotides. NCBI's taxonomy places the organism in Eukaryota, Metazoa, Chordata, Actinopteri, Cichliformes, Cichlidae. The record is from RefSeq and is a predicted model, not a curated record.